Messenger RNA from Colletotrichum destructivum, 1455 nucleotides. Its product is annotated as Putative short-chain dehydrogenase/reductase SDR, NAD(P)-binding domain superfamily. Gene Ontology annotation, molecular function: oxidoreductase activity, acting on NAD(P)H, oxygen as acceptor. Gene Ontology annotation, cellular component: intracellular anatomical structure. The coding region runs from base 108 to 1103 and encodes 331 amino acids. The transcript is spliced from 4 exons. The record is from RefSeq and is a predicted model, not a curated record. NCBI's taxonomy places the organism in Eukaryota, Fungi, Ascomycota, Sordariomycetes, Glomerellales, Glomerellaceae.
CCUCAGUAUUAUAGGGUGCGGUGAAGCUUUUCUCCCUAGAACCCUGUCGCGCGUUUGUCCAAAAAAGAAAGGGCCUGGUGCGGCAUAUUCUCCUUGCCGUCGAUAUAAUGUUCGGCUCCAUCCUCCGUGCUGUCGUCUCGCGGCCUCGAGUCAUCGCUUGUGUCCCCCGUGUCGCGACCGCCAGCCGAACCGCCAGAUUCCAGCCCUUCUCGACGACCAUCGUAACCAUGGCAGACAUGAAUGACGGCGCUUUCAAGCACGACGCCACCGUGCCCCCAUCCAGCAACCGUGUGCUGCCCUUGUUCUCCCUCAAGGGCAAGACGGCCAUCGUCUCUGGCGCGGGCGCCGGCAUUGGCCUGCAAAUCGCCCACGCCUACGCCGAGGCCGGUGCCAACGUCGCCAUCUGGUACAACAGCAACAAGAAGGCUCUGGACCGCGCUGCCGAGAUCGAGAAGGAGUACGGUGUCAAAUGCAAGGCGUACCAGGUCAAUGUCACCUCCCACCAGGAGAUCCAGGAGUCCGUCCAGCAGAUUGUGUCUGAAUUUAACGGACGUCUUGAUAUCUUCGUUGCCAACUCGGGCAUUGCAUGGGAAGAAGGCCCCUUGAUCGACGGCCCAAUGGAUGUCGCUGACAGAGUCAUGGCCGUCAACGUCAACGGCACCAUCUACUGCGCCCAGGUUGCCGGUGAGCACUUCCGCCGCCAGAAGAAGGAGGGCACGACGCUCGACGGUAAGAAGCUCGAGGGCUUCACCUACGGCAGCUUCAUCGCGACGGCCAGCAUGAGUGCCCACAUCGUCAAUGUGCCGCAGUCGCAGUCGGUGUACAAUUCGUCCAAGGCGGCCGUCAUCCACCUGUGCAAGAGUUUGGCCGUCGAAUGGGUUGGUUUUGCCCGCGUCAAUACAGUCUCGCCCGGAUACAUCAAGACGGAGAUUUCGGCUUUCGCCGGAGCCGAGGCCAAGAAGCAAUGGAAGGAUAAGACUCCCAUGGGACGCGAGGGAGAACCCGGCGAGCUCAAGGGCGCGUAUCUUUACCUCGCCUCGGAUGCGGCCUCGUACACCACCGGUUGCGAUCUGGUCGUCGACGGAGGAUACUGCUUGCCUUGAAGAAACGGAGGAUGAUACCCCUUAGAGAUGGAGGAUGAUGGAGAACGCCAUGGCGGCGACCCUGCAAGGCCUUCCUGGAUGCUACUUGGUGGGCCGAAAAGCUGAGCAAGAACUUUUGGUUGUUAGUCGGAUCGUCGGCUCAGAGGCUGUAGCGACAGUUGAACACGAGCCAUGUCGAGGGCGAGUUCGGAUUCAGAAGUGGUCAGAAACUGACUGAAGACGCGAUCAAUUGGUAGUCGAUGAACUCCAGUACCUACAUAGAUAUGCGGAGGUAGGAGAGAAGCCAGAAGCACACGAUGGAUGACAACAGAGAUGAUCCAACCAACGCACAGCUUUCCUUGCUGUCCAGAAC